Molecule: messenger RNA, 1710 nt
Organism: Purpureocillium takamizusanense
Lineage: Eukaryota; Fungi; Ascomycota; Sordariomycetes; Hypocreales; Ophiocordycipitaceae
Product: Beta-fructofuranosidase
Exons: 1
Coding region: 1-1710 (569 amino acids)
Biological process (GO): sucrose catabolic process
Molecular function (GO): sucrose alpha-glucosidase activity
Source: RefSeq, a predicted model, not a curated record
AUGGCCAUUGACAAACCAUCCUCGCCCUCCGCCGGCCUGGCGUUUCGGCGGUUCCGCCCCCAGUCGCACUUCAUCGCGCCUCACUCGUGGGCCAACGACCCGUGCGGCGCCGUCUACAUCCCCGAGACGCGCGAGUACCUCGUCUGCUACCAAUGGAACCCGGGCACCUCGCAAGGCGGCAACUGCGCCUGGGGCGCCGCCCGCAGCCGCGACCUCGUCACCUGGGAGGACUGCGCGCCGGCGCUGUGCAACGGCCCUGCCGGCUCGUACGACGCGCUGGGCGUCUUCUCCGGCAGCAUCGUGUCGCGCCUCGAGCAGAGCGGCGGCGGCGGCAAGCGCGUGCUGUACCUCUUUUACACGAGCGUCUCGCACAUGCCCAUCCACUGGUCCAGACCCUACCAGCCGGGGUGCGAGACGCAGAGUGUCGCUGUGUCGCGGGACCUCGGCAGGUCGUGGGAGCGGCACCAGCGCAACCCCUUGAUCAGCCUGCCGCCCCGGAUGGAGGCCACGACGGGAUGGCGCGACCCGUUUGUUUCGCCGUGGGCAUCGCUGUCGGAGCUGCGCGGGGUGAGUGUCGAGACCAUGUACAUGAUGAUCGCCUCGGGCGAGCACGGUCGCGGGUCGCAGCUUCACCUCUACACGACAGAGGACCUCCUCGGCUGGACGUAUCUCGGCGUCCUGCUCGACGUCAAGCAGGGCGAGCAGGUACAGCCAGACAGCUACCUCACCUUUGGCAUGAACUUUGAGUGCGGGACGUUUGCCACGGUGGGUGGCAGCGACUACAUCAUUCUCGGAGUGGAAGAGGAUGUCACCAACAGACGACACAACUGCCACUACGAGGCCUGGCUGGGCGGGAAAGUCACACUCGCAGAGGAUGGCACGCCAAAGUUCGUCAUCACCAACCAUGGGCUGCUGGACCAUGGCGUCCUCUACGCGGCGCACCUCUUCCGGGGCGAGGGUGGCCGCCUACUACAGCUUGGCUGGGCAGACGAGACGGCGUCGCCGGCAGUCGUCAAGGCGCAGGGUUGGGCGGGCUGCAUGAGCCAUCCGCGCGAGCUCUUUGAGAUUACGCGGCCUGUCGUCGACGGAGAGUGCCGCUCGACGGUCGAGUGGGAGGUCGAUGAGGCGCGCGGCCUGAUGACUACGCUCGGCAUCCGUCCCGCCGAGGAGGUAGCAUCACUGCGUCGCGAGAGAUUCGGCUCGUCGAUGCGCGACCUCGAGAGACUCCAGUCAACAAACUACGAAAUCGAGGCGACCUUGUCCAACAUCACCGGCCCCGAGGUGUUUGCGCUCAACGUCCGACAGGCGCCCGACGACGAGGAAGUCACCCAGAUCAUCGUGAACCUGCGCGAGGGCCGCAUCACAAUCGACCGGUCGCGCUCGUCGCUCGCGGGUCUGGGCACCGGCAGCAGCACGCUCCCCGACUCGGGGCCCUUUGCGACUCUACCAGGCGAGGACGAGGUGCGGCUGCGCGUCUUUGUCGACGGCUCGCUCAUCGAGGUGUUUGCCAACAACCGCUUCGCGCUCACGUCGAGGGUGUACCCGAGCUUAGACGAGUCACUGGGUGCGUCGUGCGUGCUGAGCGAGGGUUACGAGGAGGGCAGCGUGGCGAUUGCAGUGUGGGAAGGGUUGAAGGGCGCGUGGCCGCAGAGGGAGGCUGGGAUGCACAGGUUUGAGGACUUGCACCCGCUGCGGAUGACGGGGGCGUAG